Molecule: messenger RNA, 327 nt
Organism: Cladocopium goreaui
Lineage: Eukaryota; Dinophyceae; Suessiales; Symbiodiniaceae
Source: the annotation of a GenBank genome assembly
AUGGGAAUCCUAGUUGUUUGUUUGAACACGCGGCACAGCCCGGGCUGCCAGGGAGUUUUAGCUGGGACAAAGAAGCCUCAUCCUGAGCUACUCAAAAGGUUUCCCAAUCGGGAGAUCCCUCAUCCCGACGACCCCUACGCGCGAACGCUCCGGCCGCCGAGUGGUGAGUCCAUCCGCUCCAGGCAGUCAGAUGCUAGCCGACAGUCUGAGGGCAGGAGGAGUGUGGCUUCUCGGGCCGGGUCUUCGAUUGCUUCCUCCGUGCUCUCGGCGCCGCCGUCGGGCUACUACCGCCAGCUGCGGACUCCCAACUUGAUGAAGCCAGGCUGA